UAUUUCUAGCUCGCAAUCCCAGCAAAUGGGUCCAACCCAUAGAAUCCGCAGCUCUUUAUGAUUUCCAAGCUAGAAAUCCCUCAGAGCUUAGUAUACGAGCCGGACAACGAGUUCUAAUAGCGCCAAAAGAAAUACAAAACACAUUGGCUUUACUCAACACCGGCUGGGCUAUGGCUACUACUGAUGGACAAAUGACUGGCAUAAUACCCAUAAAUUAUGUAAAAUCACCACAGCAGAUGAGACAGGAGCAAUUAUCGAAACCAGCUAUGGAUAUUCAGCAUGCCAACAAUACGCCCACUCAUGUACCCAUCUCACAAGUAGAUGCUCCUCAGCCCAGCUUAAUGAAUUUAUCCACUUCAGCAUUUGCCGCGCCUCCUGCUGCUACAGCAGCCGCCAACAUUCCCGAUUUUGAUAUAGCACCACAGCCAGUAGGACCACCUAGCACCGCAAAUGUAGUCCUGCAAAAUGGGGUUUAAAGGUUAGAAUAGUUAAAUGGUAUAAGGGUGUCCUUUUCCUGUACACAGUCAUACCAGCCAGGCCUAGUUUUCAUUCAGGUGUUUUUUUUUAAAUAUUUACAAAAUAACGAUUUAGUUUUUAAGUUUGAUUUUUGUUUUGUUUAAAAAUGAAUUCUACUUAAACUCAGUUUUAAGAUUUUUCAAAUUUUUUCGCCUUAACUUAAUUCUGGGUAUUUUUUAGGAAACUAUAUUGAUAAGGUUAUUAUUGUGUACAAUUUAAAUAAAAAUCAGUAGUAUUGAAUUAUAUAUAAAAUAUUUAAAUAAUAAAA
This is a messenger RNA of Lucilia cuprina (Australian sheep blowfly), 784 nucleotides long. RefSeq lists its product as uncharacterized. The coding region runs from base 171 to 476 and encodes 101 amino acids. The transcript has a single exon. NCBI's taxonomy places the organism in Eukaryota, Metazoa, Arthropoda, Insecta, Diptera, Calliphoridae. The record is from RefSeq and is a predicted model, not a curated record.